Molecule: messenger RNA, 1068 nt
Organism: Chrysochloris asiatica (Cape golden mole)
Lineage: Eukaryota; Metazoa; Chordata; Mammalia; Afrosoricida; Chrysochloridae
Gene: MAFA
Product: v-maf avian musculoaponeurotic fibrosarcoma oncogene homolog A
Exons: 1
Coding region: 20-1063 (347 amino acids)
Biological process (GO): retinal rod cell development; regulation of transcription by RNA polymerase II
Cellular component (GO): nucleus
Molecular function (GO): DNA-binding transcription factor activity, RNA polymerase II-specific; RNA polymerase II cis-regulatory region sequence-specific DNA binding
Source: RefSeq, a predicted model, not a curated record
CCGGGUGGGGCCCCGGGCGAUGGCCGCGGAGCUGGCGAUGGGCGCCGAACUGCCCAGCAGCCCGCUGGCCAUAGAGUACGUCAACGACUUCGACCUGAUGAAGUUUGAGGUGAAGAAGGAGCCGCCCGAGGCUGAGCGCUUCUGCCACCGCCUACCUCCCGGCUCCCUAUCCUCGACGCCGCUCAGCACGCCCUGCUCCUCCGUGCCCUCCUCGCCCAGCUUUUGCGCGCCCAGCCCGGGCACCGGCGGCGGCGCGGGUGGCGGCGGAGGCACGACGCAGGCCGGGGGUCCCCCCGGGCCGCCAAGUGGGGGCCCCGGCGCCGUCGGGAGCGCUGCGGGGAAGCCGGCGCUGGAGGAUCUGUACUGGAUGAACGGCUACCAGCACCACCUCAACCCCGAGGCGCUCAACCUGACGCCGGAGGACGCGGUGGAGGCGCUGAUCGGCAGCGGUCACCACGGCGCGCACCACGGCGCGCACCACCCGGCGGCCGCGGCCUACGAGGCCUUCCGGAGCCAGGGUUUCGCGGGCGGCGGCGGGGGCGCGGAUGACAUGGGCGCACACCAUCCUGUGCACCACCACCACGCCGCUCACCACCACCACCACCACCAUCACCACCACGCUGGCGCGGGGCACGGCGGCGGCGGCGGCGCGGGCCACCACGUGCGGUUGGAGGAGCGCUUCUCCGACGACCAGCUGGUGUCCAUGUCGGUGCGCGAGUUGAACCGGCAGCUCCGUGGCUUCAGCAAGGAGGAGGUGAUCCGACUGAAGCAGAAGCGGCGCACGCUCAAGAACCGCGGCUACGCGCAGUCGUGCCGCUUCAAGCGGGUGCAGCAGCGGCACAUUCUGGAGAGCGAGAAAUGUCAGCUCCAGAGUCAGGUGGAGCAGCUGAAGCUGGAAGUGGGGCGCCUGGCCAAGGAGCGGGACCUGUACAAGGAGAAAUACGAGAAGCUGGCGGGCCGGGGCGGGCCCGGGGGCGCGGGCGCAGCCGGCUUCCCGCGGGAAUCCUCGCCGCCGCAGGCCGGCCCGGGCGGGGCCAAGGGCGCGCCGGACUUCUUCCUGUGAGCGCC